AUGUCGGAUUCCAUGGUGAGUCCUCAGGAGACAUCCAGUGCGAUGAGGAAGGAGUCCUGGGUUUCAAUGGUUCAGAAUAAAAAGGUUCUACGGAAAUUUGAUGUUACUAUCAAUUCUUCAGAGCGGAGUGAUUCGGUGGACAUCCCUGAUGAAGUUCUUGAUAACUCUACACCGCUCUGGGAUGACUUUCUCCUUGGUAAGUUCUUGGAUACUGCUCCUCAUGUUGGCAAAGUUCAUGUGAUUUUGAAGAAGAUCUGGAAACAGGGGACUGAGUUUCCCAAGAUUGAUGUUUAUGAAGUCAAUGCUACGACGUUACGGUUUAAGGUCUCUGAUCCUAUUCUCAGAUCUAGGAUACUUAAAUGCGGUAUGUGGAAUAUUGCUGAGGUAUCGAUGGUCAUCUCAAGGUGGUCUCUGGUUACUGAAAAAGAACAACCAGAGGAAAAAUCUAUACCCCUUUGGGUCCAUUUGAAGAAGGUUCCGCUGCAUUUAUUUUCUUGGGAGGGGCUGAGUUUCAUCGCUAGUGCAGUGGGCUCUCCUGUCCGGUUACAUCCUGAGACAGUAGCAUGCUCUAACAUUGAUGUUGCAAAAGUUUUCGUCAAUGCUGAUUUAUCUAAGGUGCCACCGAAGAGUAUUUCCUACUCUAACAAUGGUAAGAGUUUCUCGGUUGACUUUCAUUAUCCAUGGUUGCCUCCUCGUUGCUCUUCCUGUGAGAAGUGGGGGCAUCUUGUGGCUCGAUGUGGUGUUGACAAAUCAGUUGUCAUGACUCCGCCCAUAGAGGUAACGGAUCAGAACUCUGUUUUGAGUUCUGCUCCUGUUGUUGGAACGGUGCCUCUAAAAGAUGUCUUACCUUUGGUACCAUCUGUCACUGUUCCUGAAAAGUCAGUUACUGCCAGUGUUGUGGAGGAAGGGGUACAUUCGCUAGUGGACAAGUCUGUUGCGUUGGAGGAAUGGUCUGUAGUGUCACCCUCAAAAAUGAGUCGUAGUCCCAGUAAGUCCUCUGCUCAACAGUCAACUAUGCCCACCAUUUCAGCGUCCAAGUUUGCUGUCCUUAGUGUUUCUGAGGAUGAAGAGGAGGGUGAAAUCUCGGAUGAAGCUGCCUCUGAUGUUGAUGGGAAACCGUUGACUUUAGACCAUGAAACCAAGGUUGGUGUCUCUUCUGAGGAUGUCUCGAAACCACAUGUCUAA
Molecule: messenger RNA, 1185 nt
Organism: Camelina sativa (false flax)
Lineage: Eukaryota; Viridiplantae; Streptophyta; Magnoliopsida; Brassicales; Brassicaceae
Source: RefSeq, a predicted model, not a curated record